Molecule: messenger RNA, 666 nt
Organism: Colletotrichum lupini
Lineage: Eukaryota; Fungi; Ascomycota; Sordariomycetes; Glomerellales; Glomerellaceae
Exons: 5
Coding region: 1-666 (221 amino acids)
Source: RefSeq, a predicted model, not a curated record
AUGCUGGUACAGAUUACACUGGUAAUUCGAGCCUCGGGGUGCAUCUGCGAUGCGGCGGCCGAGCGUGACCUGCCUGCUGUCACUUUGCCAGAGGGACUAAAAAAGUCGGUACCUGUGAAGUUGGGAAGCAGACUGGGGCACUUCGAGGUUGCAAUUGGGCGUAAACUUGCUCAAAAACUCUCAGGAUGCUUGAGGCAGGAAGCGAUAGCGCUGUCUUGGCAGCAGGAAAGGCAGGAAACAGAGCAAGAAAGAGCAGGCAAGAGAGCAGAUUUACCCCCGGUCUCCCCACCUCGUUGGCUGUUUCCUUCCAACAUCAUGUCCUGCUGUACGUACCUCGAUGUACCUUAUGUAACACAGGCCACACGGCAAGCGCGAACUUUGAACAUGAAGAGCCAACUUCUUUCUUUGGCACUGCAGGCAAGAACAGAAGGUCGUGCCUUGCCCUACGUUUCUGUCCCCGAAAUGACAUGGAAGGAAUGUGGAGCCUCAUCAGAUAAUCAUCGACACAUCCUCGUCGCUGCAUUUACUUGUACACCGAUGCCCCUCGAUCAGGCAGAGUCCAACCGGGACGACCUACGCUCUCUCCCACUCCAUCCGUGCUACGAUGUCUACGUCCACGGAUAUCGUGUUUUCUCUGCCCACCAACCCACCGAAUCUUACUUCUAG